Laetiporus sulphureus 93-53 is the source of this 513-nucleotide messenger RNA. RefSeq names its product cyclophilin-like protein. The annotation marks the transcript as partial. Gene Ontology annotation, molecular function: peptidyl-prolyl cis-trans isomerase activity. The record is from RefSeq and is a predicted model, not a curated record. The transcript has 5 exons. Gene Ontology annotation, cellular component: catalytic step 2 spliceosome. Lineage: Eukaryota; Fungi; Basidiomycota; Agaricomycetes; Polyporales; Laetiporaceae. Gene Ontology annotation, biological process: protein peptidyl-prolyl isomerization.
CAAGCUCAGCAUGGUACGCAGCCCCUUCCCAUCCAGCCUAGCUCUGAUGCAUUCUGGUCAGUCACUCUCCAUACCACCCUCGGCGACAUCAAGAUUGAAGUCUUCUGCGAGGCUGUGCCAAAGACCGCAGAGAACUUUCUCGCUCUGUGCGCCCCCGGCUACUACGAUGGGUGCAUAUCUCACCGCAACAUCAAGGGGUUCAUGAUCCAGACAGUGAUCCCACUGGCUCAGGGAAGGGCGGACAGAGCAUCUGGGGACAGCCAUUCGCGGACGAGAUCCGAUCAACGCUCAAGUUCAACAACCGCGGCCUCGUCACCAUGCCAAUGCAGGACCAGACGCAAAUAAGUCUAAUUUUUCAUUACAUACGCUAAGCAACCGCACCUCGACGGGAAGUACACCAUCUUCGGCAAGGUGAUCGACAGCGCAGAUACCACCCUUGAUGCAAUGGAGCGCGCUCCGGUCAACGCGAAGAACAGGCCACCCACGGAGGUCAAGUUCAUAGUGGUGCUGCGG